UCUCACUCAAACCCUAGAAACUCUCAUACCAGAACCCUAGCUCCUGCGCCACUAACGCCAAACUUAACGAAAUGGCAGCUGCCGCCGCCCGCCCUCUCGUCACCGUGCAAGCCCUGGAAAAUGACAUGGCCACUGACGGAGGUGCCGCCGCCAAUUCCUUGCCUCUUCCCGAUGUCAUGAAGGCCGCUAUCCGCCCUGACAUUGUCACUUUUGUGCACGGACAAAUCUCCAACAACGCCCGCCAGCCUUAUGCCGUUUCUAAGAAAGCUGGCCACCAAACCUCCGCGGAGUCGUGGGGGACAGGCCGUGCCGUUUCUCGUAUCCCCCGUGUGCCUGGAGGUGGUACCCACCGCGCAGGGCAGGGAGCCUUCGGAAACAUGUGCCGUGGUGGACGAAUGUUUGCGCCAACGAAGAUCUGGCGCCGCUGGCAUAGGGCAGUUAAUGUUACUCAAAAGCGCCAUGCUGUCGUCUCAGCGAUCGCUGCUUCUGCCGUUCCUUCUCUGGUGCUUGCUCGCGGACAUAAGAUUGAGGAAGUUCCUGAGUUGCCUCUUGUUGUGUCUGAUUCUGCCGAGGCUGUUGAGAAAACUAAUGCUGCCCUGAAAAUCCUCAAGCAAAUCGGAGCAUUCCCCGAUGCUGAGAAGGCUAAGGACAGCCAUGCUAUCCGUCCUGGUAAGGGGAAAAUGCGUAACCGUAGGUACAUUUCUAGGAAAGGACCUCUCGUUGUGUACGGCACUGAGGGGGCUAAGCUGACUAAGGCUUUCAGGAACAUCCCUGGAGUCGAAGUGGCCCAUGUUUCUCGCCUUAAUCUCCUCAAGCUCGCUCCAGGAGGUCAUCUUGGAAGGUUUAUUAUCUGGACCAAGUCUGCUUUUGAGAAGCUUGAUGAGAUUUAUGGGACUUUUGACAAGCCUUCUGAGAAGAAGAAGGGUUAUGUGUUGCCAAGGACUAAGAUGGUAAAUGCUGAUCUAGCAAGAAUUAUCAACUCUGACGAGGUGCAGUCCGUGGUGAAGCCGAUCAAGAAGGAGAUCAGGAGAGCUCCAUUGAAGAAGAACCCAUUAAAGAAUCUCAACGUGAUGUUGAAGCUCAACCCAUAUGCUAAGGCAGCCAAGAGGAUGGCUCUCUUGGCUGAGGCGCAGAGGGUGAAGGCUAAGCAGGAGAAGCUUGACAAGAAGAGGAAGCAGAUCACCAAGGAGGAGGCCUCGGCCAUCAAAUCUGCUAGCAAGACUUGGUACAAAACAAUGAUCUCAGAUAGUGACUACACAGAAUUUGAGAACUUCUCAAAGUGGUUGGGUGUAUCUCAGUAAUUGAAUCUUUAAUUUUGAUAACUGUUAGAACCUGCUAUAUUUUGAAUUUGUUGUGUUUACUGUUUUUGACUCUAAGCCUUUCAAGACAUGGAUAGGAUUAUAUGGGAUGGGAAUCACUGCAAUAACUUGCCUAGAUCAACUUUACUUUUUCCAUCCCAUGUUUUGGUGCCCAAGUUUCUGUUUAGUUUGAGAAAUUUUGGUUUAGACAAUAUCUUAAGGAUUCACAGUUUUAUCAUGUUCUCUACCA
Sesamum indicum (sesame) is the source of this 1548-nucleotide messenger RNA. RefSeq names its product large ribosomal subunit protein uL4z. The record is from RefSeq and is a predicted model, not a curated record. Lineage: Eukaryota; Viridiplantae; Streptophyta; Magnoliopsida; Lamiales; Pedaliaceae. Gene Ontology annotation, biological process: translation. Gene Ontology annotation, molecular function: structural constituent of ribosome. Gene Ontology annotation, cellular component: ribosome.